Messenger RNA from Elgaria multicarinata webbii, 6412 nucleotides. It is a transcript of the gene TRAM2, whose product is annotated as translocation associated membrane protein 2. NCBI's taxonomy places the organism in Eukaryota, Metazoa, Chordata, Lepidosauria, Squamata, Anguidae. Gene Ontology annotation, cellular component: endoplasmic reticulum membrane. The transcript is spliced from 11 exons. The record is from RefSeq and is a predicted model, not a curated record. Gene Ontology annotation, biological process: SRP-dependent cotranslational protein targeting to membrane, translocation; protein insertion into ER membrane. The coding region runs from base 13 to 1131 and encodes 372 amino acids.
UCCCUGCCGGCCAUGGCGUUCCGCAGGCGCGCCAAGAGCCACCCGCUCUUCAGCCAGGAGUUCCUCAUCCACAACCACGCCGACAUCGGCUUCUGCCUGGUCCUCUGCGUGCUCAUCUCGCUCAUGUUCGAGGUUACAGCAAAGACUGCCUUCUUGUUUAUCUUACCUCAGUAUAAUGUUAGUGUGCCUAUAGCAGAUGGUGAAAUUGUUCUUUAUCACUAUGGGCUGAAGGAUUUGGUCACAAUCCUCUUCUACAUCUUCAUAGCAAUAAUUCUGCAUGCUGUGGUGCAGGAGUAUGCCUUGGAUAAAAUCAAUCGGAGGCUCCAUCUUUCCAAGAUCAAGCACAGCAAGUUCAAUGAAUCGGGACAGCUGGUAGCAUUUCAUCUCGCCUCCAUGGUCUGGUGCUUAUACGUAGUAGUAACGGAAGGAUACCUAUCAAACCCCAAGAGUCUGUGGGAGAGCUAUCCUCAUGUUCAUCUCCCGUUCCAGGUCAAGUUUUUCUACCUUUGUCAGCUGUCCUAUUGGCUGCAUGCACUGCCUGAACUGUAUUUCCAGAAGGUGCGGAAGGAAGAGAUUCCUCGUCAGCUGCAAUACAUCAUCCUCUAUCUAGUGCAUAUAGCUGGAGCAUACCUCUUAAACCUCACACGCCUGGGACUAAUCUUGUUGCUGCUGCAGUAUGUAGCUGAAUUCCUCUUCCACAUGGCUCGCCUUUUCUAUUUCACAGAUGAAAACAACGAAAAGCUGUUCAACGCCUGGGCAGUGGUGUUCGUCAUCUCCCGACUGUUCACGCUCACUCUUUCCGUGCUGGUCGUUGGCUUUGGGCUGGCUCGGGUGGAGAACCAGGCGUUUGAUCCUGAAAAGGGAAACUUCAACACUUUGCUUUUCAGGAUGUGUGUGCUGCUUCUGAUAUGCUUCUCGCAGGCCUGGAUGAUGUGGCGCUUCAUCCAUUUUCAGCUGCGGCGCUGGCGGGAGUUCUGGAAUGAGCAGAGUGCUAGGAAAAGAGCUGCGGUGACUGUCCAUGGGAAGCAACAACUGAAGGCCAUCAAAAGGGAGUCUGGCUACCAUGAAAAUGGAGUAGUAAAAGCAGAAAAUGGUACCUCACCACGGACCAAGAAGCUCAAGUCUCCAUAGAGCCAAAGCGCAGCGUGCAAGAGACGUUUGAGAAGAAGAUGGAGAACGCAAGAUUGAGGACUCGGGAAUAAGAGGCACCUUCCUCCCCUCUGUCCUCACAAAGUUCCACCUCAAAUGGCUUGAACACAAAUAAUGAAAAGAUCUCAUUCUCCCUCCAGACAGUUUGCAAUAACCAAAAAGCCCCUCUCCUUUCACAGAGGGGCUUAGGAACACCAAACAUUUCCCUCGCCUAGUGUAUUACCUUAUUAUGCAUUUUUCCUCUGUCUUUCAUUGAGUUUCUGCUUGUUUUCCUGCAUCCGGAAAUAUUUUACAAGUGAGUUUUCCUCCGAAGUCUAUUCCCAGCCCCCUCAUUCACGUUGCAUCGAGUGAUGCUUUGGCUUGGACAGAUGGCAGCUCUAGCACAUUACGUAUUUUGUUGCCAUGGGAGUAGAACUUUGGUAGGAUGUAGAGCUUUGGACCCCCUUUUGCACUCUCACAUAGGUAGGGUUUGUGAGAAAUGCAGUUUGAGUCGUGAUCAAGGAGUAAAUCUCUGUGGGGUCCUUCUCUAUCUAAAUGUUGUGAUUCUGUUACACAUCCAGCAAGCUUAGUGUAAAUGUUUAGGGUGGGCCAGGUCUUCACAAUGAUGGAGAGAUGCACCAACAGAACCCUGUAUAAGUAUGUUGUGCUAAGCCCAUUCUCAGAGGUCGACAUUUUAACUUGUGGCUCUGGUUAUGUUCUGGAGAGAUGGGCAGAUGCAGACCACCUUUUUCAUGCGCUUCAUAAAAUAGAAUUUACUGUUGUCUUAGGAAGAACUGAAUUCUCCUAAAACUCAUAUAGACCUGCUGGCCUGAUAGCUUGGUAUGUGUGUGGCAUGCUUUCUGUCUCCAGUGGCCAAGAGAAACUCUCUCAACCUACAGUGCCUUAGUGAAGGGAGAAGCUUCACCACUCUCUCAAAUGGCAGCUCAGGCUGUAGAUACUUCUGUGAUAACCUGUGACUUCUUCACUUAAGAAACAGACAGUUGCAUUAUAUUUCGAUCUGUUUUUCAUAUGUAACAGGUUUCCUUAAUGAAGUACUGAUGUACUCUUCAUGCCUGGGCCCGUCAUGUUUAAGUGGUCCAUCCAACCAAACGUAGGAGAGCAAUACUGUUUGCUUGUGCAAGACGGUCCUUUGCAUAUUUAUCCAGAAGUAAGACCCGCUGUGUUCAGUAGGGCUUACUUCUAGUAAUUGUGCUCAGGAUUGCAACUUUUGUGUUUCCUUUUUAUUCGUUUUACCCCAGGGGAUUUGUAUCCCAUUUUUGUUCUGGGUACUCCUCGUAGCUCCUGCGAAUGUUGUUCUUUCCUCGCCUUGAGGACUACGUGGGUUGCUUGCAUGCAGAAUGCUAGGGCAAUCCAAUUCCUGACACCAAUAUGUGGAUGAGUUACAAAUGUGGGGAGAGGAACGCUGUGUAAUGCAAUGACAGAGGGCAGGGGGGCGGGGGGGGGGAGAUUGCUUUCUGCUCGGUCAGUCACCUACUCCCAAAGGUGGUGGAUGGUAUUGUGUCAAAUCUACCUCAGAGGCCGCCCUUUUCUACGCAUCCUCUUGUUGUGGAAGCAAAACUAGCAGUGAUGGAAUAUUUGGAGAGAGGAAAUUGGUCCUUCCCUCAAAAGUGACUUAUGUGUUCUUUGUACUGCUGCACCGUUUGUGGUUUUCAGGAAAUGGCAUCCUUUGUAUUUGAGCUUGUCUCAUCCAGUAGGGUUAGUUUGAAUGCUAAGGUUUACUUUAUGUCUCAGUGCAACUGAAUCACCUUACUCUUUUUUUUCACCAGAGAAGCCUUCUGGAUUAUAGAUCAUCACUUAAAACAAAGAAGGGAUUGAGGCUUCUAUUCUCCUUUGCUAUGAUUGAUGGUAGAGACAGUACUUCCAUGUGGCAUUCAGUACUGCAUUCAUGGUCACAACAGCAUUUCCUCCUGGUUGAGAUAUGGUGAGGAUGUUUCUUUUAGCAGGAUAUAGGAAUAGGGAAUAGUGGCUUAUCCCACAGUGCUUCACACUGGGCCAAGUCACACAAUAAUCGUAGCCCGCCGUGGUUUAAGACACGAUGAAUGCUGGUGACCAUUUUGAAACUUGAGCCUCCAACAGAGGGUUGCUAUGGUUUGUCACGUCAUCCAAACCUAGGUGGCAGAGGUCAUUUGAGGGUUAACCAACCCUCAAAUAUCCCAUGGUCUUUUGUAGGGUUAUUUGAGGGUUGUUUAACCCUGAAACAGCCAGGAUGCACGGAUUCAGAUGAGCAACAAACUGGCAAACCCUGCUGGGGGUUGAAGAUUCAAAAUGGCCACCAGCAUAUGCUGCAACACACCAUUGCUUUAUAUAAACCACGGUGGGCUGCAGUGGACAUACAAACCCAGUUGCUGAAUGAGUGCGCCUUCCACUCUACUGAAAGUUAGGAUUCAGACUGAUGCAAGGAAACCAUGUGAGCAAUUACCUGCCUUAUAAUCUUUUAAUCACAUUCCAGAGUUGGAUUAUUUUAUAGUAAAUGGUGCAGGUUUCAAUUUCAGCUUGCAAGCUGAUCUGCACACCAUGUGCUCCACCCAGCCAAAUACACUGCAUCAGCCAUGUUGAUGCAUCCCAUCAGAGACUCUCUAAGUUGACUGGGUUUGUUUGCCUGCCUGGGAUAGUAAAGCGGACUGGUUGCCAUAGCUCCGGCAGACCCCAAUGCAUAUCUGUAUUCAGCAUGUAGUCCUGCCCUAAAGCUUUUAGGAGUGUUGCCUAGUAUGCAGAAGUGACCAAGGCUCUCUAAGCUGCUUAUAGCAUUUGCACUACUGUAGCAUCAUGUAUAUAUGUCUUCUCUCGUUCUCUUACAUAUGGAGGAGCUGGGAAUCAUCCUUCCCUCCGGAAACUUGGAAUGUCCAGAUCAGGGAUAUUCUGAGCUGAAGCCAACCUCACCACAUUGUGCCUGUCACUCCUUAGCUUUUGUUGAGUCCUAAAUAUACCUCAUCUGUAUAAUUUUUAUAUAGGAGUGAAGGACUAAGCUGGGUAGGCUAUGGUGCUAUGUAGGUCAGGUAGGUCAAACCAGCAUAACAUAGCUGUGAAACAGCUCCCUGUUGGUUAAGCCUAAUGGAAACCAGACCUGCCUUCCUUCUGCCCACCUCCUUCCUGCAAAUGAUGGCCCAUAUUCCAAAGAGAGAGAUCACUUUUCUUACUUGGGACUUCUCCCUACUUCAUUUUGACCCUGAGCUGCUUGUGAGUGAAGCCACCUUUACCAAAUAGAGCUUCCCAGAUUUUGUGGCAACCUCUAUCAUCAGUCUUCUGUCUUCCAAGGCUGCUCAGAGUAUCACUUUGAAAAGCCGCAGAAAAUUGCUUUCACGUGGCCCGAUUUGCUCAACUUCUUUCCUCCUGCACAGAGUUGUCAAGCCACAGUGUAGCAUAUUACAGUUUGUGCAAGUGCCUUACAUUGCAUUGUAGCCUUUUGUACCUUUUUAAUCUUUCAUAUGCGUCUUUCUUUCUAUAUAUCUAUUGGUGUAUUUCACAUAUAUACACUAGUUUAGUUAUUCAUAAAAGGGACAGCUUUUGCUGAACACAUUGCCUCAAUUUCUAUGCCUUUUUUAAAAAACUGUAGCUAGGUGUUCCUCGGUAAGCGUAACUCCUCAUUGGAACAAUUCUAGAUACCAGAUAAUCCACUCUUUCCUGAAACAUUAUGCAAAGAAAGCCGCAAGGAGUUGUUUUCCUGUUCUGUUCUUGAGGUUCUUUUGUGAUAAUCGAGGAUAAAAUUAAAUGUUACGUGUAGUUCUAUGAACCUUUUUUGGACUUUUUUUAAAAAUACUCUACGCUCAUUGAGGCUGUAUUUUGAAGCAGAAGGCGUGGGUGGGAUGGGGUGCUGUUCACACAACAUGACAGCCCACUGUGAGUUAUUUAACGCAUGGUGAGGCUGGGGCCCAUGCAGCCUCCAUGUGGAAUAUGCAAACUAUAUUUGGGGGUUGUCAUGUUGUGCAAACCCUGACAACCCCCAAGUGGGAGUUGGACACACCAAGUGGCACCCGUAGGUGUCAUAGCUUGUCAUGGGUUCAUUAACCCACGCUGAGCUGCAGUGGGUUGUCUGAACUCAGUCGCGUGCAUAAGGGUGUCUCCUUCACCCUUUCCUGUGAGGAUUCUUUUCCGCUGAAAGUUGCCUCCCCUCCCCCAACUUUCUGUCACGUUCAAAAGGGAAAAGAUGUAUUACAGUGGAACAGAAAGCAACUUGGGAAAGAGCCUUACAGAGACGGUUCCCAACCCUCGCCCCCUGCACUAGCGGUCUGGUUCAAGUCACAGCAUCAGCAGUCACCGAGUCUGUGCACGUAUCCCUCUUAAAAAGCAGAACUGCCCGUAACGCGUUUCCAUCUUGAGGGGUACGUAAUGCAUGGGAGGGGGAAACAGUGUAGCCUUGCUCCCACAGAAAUGGAAGAAGGUAUUUAUAAAUUGAGCUCUUGGUUUUCAAUUCAGUGUUACACCACCAUUGCCCUACACUUUGCCUCCCAGGUUGGCCAAUAAAAAGGGUUAUCUGUAUUUGUGGUUUCAUCGUGGGAGGACGAAAAGGGGAUGAUGGUUUUAUCUCUAAUGUGAUCAAGUUUCUGCGAUCCUUGUAAGGCAUGUGUGUUGCCUUUGGAGUUCUCAUGUUCCUCCUUUUCCUGAAUCAAUAUUGUAGGCUGAGGGGGAGGGAAUCUCAUAGUGCUUUCCCUGCCUGUUUUGUCCUAGGUGAAUCAGAAGAUAUGUAGCACAAUUCUGAGAUCUAACCAUAAACUUUCCAAAGUUCAGUAAACAGAUUUUUGCACAGCAGGGCAUUAAAAUGUGUAUUCUUGAAAAUAGCUUAGGUGUUUUUUUUUUAAGAACCCAUCUGGUAAAGCAAGUUAUAAAAACAGAAUUCCCUUUAAGUGUUCUGACCGUAUGUAUUUAGUGUCUGAUUUUGGAACAGGAUGUAGAACUAAUCAUGGAAGUUGCAGAGAGUUCAUUUUCAGUUUGGAUGGAUUUAAGACUCUGUUCUUUUUCUAGUACUAUUGGUGGGAACCAGUUACUAGGGCUGUGCUCCGCUUCUCCUCAGAUCGGAGAAGCAGAAGCGGGUCAGGGUGCUUCGCCUCCCCUUAAGGCAGAGGCGAAGAGGAUCGGGGAGCAGUGAAGCGUUGUGGAGUGGAUCGAGAUGAAGGCGGAUCCUUUGCCUCGAUCCAGGGCGCUGCAAAAAAGGUAAGGGGGGUUUACUUGGCCCUGCUGCUGCCGCCGCUGCCCAUACAGUGAUGGCAGCAGAGCCAGCUAAGGGGGGAGGGGGGUCUUACCUGGUCAAUCGCAGCCUGUCGCCGGC